AUGUUAAUCUUAAUAGCAUUGUUUGGAUUGAUUUCUGUAGUUAGUGCUUUUACUAGAUUAACAUAUACUUCCGAAUUUUUAAAGAUUGCACAUAAAACAAUAAAAGUUUUAAUUUCAUUAUUAAAUACUAACAAAGAUUUCACACUCAUCCAUUUAAAAUUAUUUAAUUCGCUUAAGUUAAAUACAGUCACUAUCCAAUAUGCACAAGUUCUUGAAAGGUUUUCAGUAAACCAAAUCGAAACGGGAAUUAAUAUUUUCGAUACAACAUUCAUGAGCUGCCAAGCGUCAAAUGAUCCAAAUAACGCAAAUGGCGGUGGAAUAUAUGUAAAUAGCUUACACAUUCCCUAUUCUACGUUAACGAUGCGCCACGUUUGUUUCCACAACUGCCAUGCAGCAGGAAGUGGUGGUUGCACAUAUGUACUCGUAAAUAUACUUCUACAAUCUUACGUUUUAGCAAAAAAUUCAUACGCACUUUCAAACCAAGCAUUCUCUUUAUAUUCUACAUUCGGAAGUAUCAAUUAUACGACAGCCUGCGAAUGUGGCAUACAACCAUCAAAAUACGAAGUCCAGAAUACUGUUGGAAUUGGAGGAGGGUUCUCCAGCUUCAAUCUCAACAACAUAUCAAAUAAUAAAUUCGAUGGCCCAUCAUGUAUCAUCAAUAUUUACUGCCAGGAUGGCUUUAACGCAUCAGAAUGCAUUUUUUCAAAAAACGAAGGAAUCAGCGGAAUUUCGUGUGAUAACAUUAAUCGGAAGAUCUUUAUCUUUGACUCAUAUAUUUACCAAAACCACUUCCAAAACGGCACAACUAUUUGCUCAAAAUGUCCAACAAUCUUUGAUAGGUGCUGGAUUGAAGUUUACGAAGAUGAAAUUGUCGAUCAUAAUACAGAAGAACUUGUUAUGUUUCUUAGUUGCAUCUUCAAUGCUAAAGAAGAAGAAGUCGGAAAAUUCAUCAAAAGUUCACAAUUAAUUAACUGCAAAUUCAAUUCACAUAAUCUCCCAGUUAUCUUUUAUAUCCCAAGAAAGUGUUGGGAUAGAAUUGAUGAUGCAAAACCAGCUCAAAAAGUCAAUAAAAUCAAACUUCGCCAUUAUUUGCUAUCAUUCUUUGCAUUUGUCACUGGUGCAUGCAUCGUAUCUAUUGUCCAAUUUAUUUUGGUCAAUAAACGUGCUAAAGAAAGACGAAUUCGCGUUUUUCGUCAAGUUGUUUAA
This is a messenger RNA of Trichomonas vaginalis G3, 1206 nucleotides long. RefSeq lists its product as uncharacterized. The coding region runs from base 1 to 1206 and encodes 401 amino acids. The record is from RefSeq and is a predicted model, not a curated record. NCBI's taxonomy places the organism in Eukaryota, Parabasalia, Trichomonadida, Trichomonadidae. The transcript has a single exon.